Molecule: messenger RNA, 640 nt
Organism: Tribolium madens (black flour beetle)
Lineage: Eukaryota; Metazoa; Arthropoda; Insecta; Coleoptera; Tenebrionidae
Product: protein UXT-like
Exons: 2
Coding region: 175-621 (148 amino acids)
Biological process (GO): regulation of transcription by RNA polymerase II
Molecular function (GO): transcription corepressor activity
Source: RefSeq, a predicted model, not a curated record
CAGAUUUUUGACAGGUAGAAUUUUGACAGAUGUCAGAAGACAGAUCCAGAACAAAAAUAAAACCGUGCCACUGAUUAUGUAGCAAAUCUGCAUAAAAUGGUUUAGAGUGUUUAGAAUAAGCGAUUUGUGUACUUACAUAACCUCAAAACCUCCUGUCAAAGCCAUGCAUUCAAGAUGAUAAACCCCGAGGAGAUGAACAAAAAAAUAAGGGAGUAUGAGACUUUUCUUGAAGAUACUUUGAAGAGAGACCUAGCGGAGGUGCAAAAGAUCCUCAAGGAUAAAGUGAAAAAAUACAAAGAAUGGGAGGAAGUGAAGCAGGUGACAAAAACAAUAAACGAAUUCAAGGAGAAAGACCGUGACAUGGUUGUCCGCGUGGGUUUAGGCUGUGGUGUUCAUGUGACUGGUGAAGUUUCGGAUUAUGAACGGACCUUUGUGAACAUUGGACUCGGCUGUUUGUUGGAGAUGGACUGUGAUGAGGCUGACAAGUAUUCGGAUAUCAGAAUGAGGAGUUUGAAAAAAGACAUUGAGCAUUACAGGAAUUUAGCAGUGCAUGUUAAAGUUAAUAUUAAAAUGGUGCUGUUGGCGAUAAAUGAAUUACAAAGCCUGAUGUUGAAUAAAUAAAUGCGCUUAACUUUCAAAA